Molecule: messenger RNA, 1334 nt
Organism: Chanos chanos (milkfish)
Lineage: Eukaryota; Metazoa; Chordata; Actinopteri; Gonorynchiformes; Chanidae
Gene: ccdc106a
Product: coiled-coil domain containing 106a
Exons: 9
Coding region: 139-1281 (380 amino acids)
Cellular component (GO): nucleoplasm
Source: RefSeq, a predicted model, not a curated record
GCCAUUUAAUUGUUAUUGUUAGCUGGUUAGCUUUCCAGCAAAUGUCAAGAUAUACUAACGUGCAUUACACAUAACUUUUUUUGUAUGUGAAAGACAGAGCAUUAAGCGACUAAGGAACGCUUGGUGCAUAACGGAAACAUGAACGAUGCAGAGACGACUACCAGGAAACAUUCGAAUUCGAGAGAGCUACAGACUCCGAAGAACGAGGAUGCCUACGAGAUUUCCAUUCCAUUUGAGGAGAAUAACUUUGAACAGCAAGGUGGAUUUUACAAUCAGAAUGAACAGAGCUUCGACGGAGGUGACACCCCGGCUCCCGGCAGCUCCUACCUGUUGAUUACGAACCUGCGGACACAGCUGCAGAUUUCUCUGGAGAAAAACUCAUGGCUGCAGAAACGCAUCGAGGAUCUGGAGGAAGAACGAGACUUCCUGCGCUGCCAGCUCGAUCGCUUCAUCUUCUCCACGAAGAGUCAGGAGAGCAACGGCAACGAUUCCCGGAGUUUUUCCUGGCGGAGGAGACGAGAGAACGAACGCGAUUCACAGUCUGAGACCCAGCGCUCAGCCAACCGUCAGUCAUUCCCACAGAGGUCCGCCCAGCAGGCCUCGUCCAAUGCCAAGGCCAUGAGCUCUGGCUCCGGUCCAAUCAGCAGUCAGAUGAGCUCCAUGUAUGGCUCCUCCCACUCACAGCCUUUGCUCGGUGGAAGCGGUAGCAGCAGUAACAACAGGAACAUGAAUGAUCUACCAGAGUCCCUCUCUCUGCUUGGACAGGAGGAGGAGGAGGAGUUCCUGGAGGACAGUUACCUGGAAGAAGAGGAGAUGAUGUCGGGGGAGGACGUGAUGUCAGACAGCAUGACGCUGAGGAACAUGGGCUCCAGCGGACGGACCAAUAGCGGCCACCCGGGCCUGAAGAGGAGGCGGGUCUUCCGAAUCGCACGAGGGAGAGAGCGACAGAGAGUGAAGGACGCGGCAGGAGUGCUGUACCGCUAUAAGAAGAUUCUGGUGACGUACCAGCGGCUGAAAAACAUGUCCAAGGCUUUUCAGAUCCACGGUGUGGACCGCAACACCGUGGCCUCCACCACCCCCAUCGCCGAGCUGCUGCUGGUGGCGCCGGAGAAGGUGGCGGAGGUGGGCGAGUUCGACCCGUCCAAAGAGAAGCUUCUAGACUACGCACGGCGCUGCUACAUCGCCCUGGACCCGCAGACGCUCAGCAAAGUGCAGGCGCUGAAGAAGAACAACCUUCUGCUGCCCAUUUCCUACAGGUUGAAAGGAACAGAUAAUCGAUAAUGGGACAGCCAGGAGCCUUGCCUACUCUGCUGUACACCCCCCGCCCCCGCCCC